This is a messenger RNA of Malus domestica (apple), 1956 nucleotides long. RefSeq lists its product as uncharacterized. NCBI's taxonomy places the organism in Eukaryota, Viridiplantae, Streptophyta, Magnoliopsida, Rosales, Rosaceae. The record is from RefSeq and is a predicted model, not a curated record.
GUCUGGGUUCCACCAAACGAAUAUCUUCUAUUUUUCAUGGACCCUCAUUGCCCUUUAGUCUUUAUAAAAUUAUUGAACGCAAAAGUAGUUGCGAACUAGUGUACUAUGAGUGCCCACUGUACUUCGUGAAACUCCAAACACAGAGUACCCGGAACGUCUCUCUGCUUAAAUCGAGAGGUCACGGUUCCUUUUCAUCUGGAUCAUAAUCCCCAUCGAUAUCACAUCACACCAUUUCUAGAGAGAGAACUCCCUCUUCUACAGAGAGAGACCAGAGAAGAUGAAAAAAAACCAGUCCUUCCAUCUGGGUUUCUACUAAUUUCGUUUCUCACUCUAAUUUCUGUUCAAAGUUUGUGGCUUAGGGUUUGAGGAGAGAGAAAGUGCAGCCUUUUCUUCUCCUCUGAAUAUUUUCAGAAUCUCUUCCCUUUUCCAACUUUUUCCAUUUCAUAAUUUAAAAAACAACACCAUAAAGUUGUCACCUUUCUCAAACAAAAAACAAAACCAGAUUUCAAAGUCCUCACCUUUCAUCAUUUUUCUCCAAAACAAGCUUACUUUACUCCCAAAAUGUCAUCAUUUCUUCCCACCUCCGCUCUCACAUUCUUCCUCCUCCUCUUAUUAAUAUCCAGCUUCCACAUUUCCCUCGCCGGUCUACUCGCCGAACCGGUCACCGGUCACCCCCAGCCGCUCAAACCGGGGGAAUACUCCAGCCCCAACACCAUCCCGGCCCUCCCGUCCCAAACCCAGACCCAAACCUGCCACCUUGACCUCUCCGCGGAGCUCUUCGGCGGUGUCAGCCAAGCAUGCGGCCGAGACCUCGACCGGAGCCGGUGCUGCCCUGUUUUAGCCGCCUGGCUCUUCGCCGCCCACGCCAGAUCAGCCCUCGAGCUCCCCUCGUCGGAUACGGCUCCCUCGGCGGUGCCCGACCAGCCGAUGAUGCCGGACGACUCGCAGAAGUGCGUCAACUCGCUGCAGUCCUCGCUCGUCAGCCGGAACAUUCGGAUUCCUCAGCCCAACGCCAGCUGCGACGCCGUUCUGUGCUUCUGCGGAAUCCGGCUCCACCAGAUCGGCUCCCUGAGCUGCCCCGCUGCCUUCAACGUGUCUCGAGGAUUUCACAACGCCACCCCCACCGCCGCCGUCAGGAAUCUCGAGAAGAACUGCCGCAACUCUUCGUACUCUGGAUGCACCAAGUGCCUUGGAGCUCUCCAGAAGCUCAAGGGAGGGAGCAAGAACGGAACGGCGGGGGAGAGGAGCACGAGCGAGAGAGCGAACAAGAUGUUCAACCUUGACUGCCAGCUAAUGGGGCUGACGUGGCUCCUCGCCCGGAACAAAACGGCGUACAUUCCGACCGUUUCGGCCGUGUUGCGCGCCAUAAUGUACAGCGCGCACCCGCAUCACGAGAACACGUGUAGCCCGGACCAGGAGAACAUGCCGCUGGCCGUGGAUUCGCUGCAGAUCGAGAACGGGCAAGGGUUCGCCGCAUCGCCGCCGUCCAUCUUGAUGUUACCGAUUCUCCCUCUGAUCAUUUGGGCGUCUCUGUUUGUUUAGGGGAAUCCGGGUGUGUGUGAGGUUUUGGGACCUGCCUUGUCUGCUCUUUUACUUUCCAUACAUUUUCAUCCUUUUUUUUAUUUGCGCGAUCAUAAGUCACGUUAAUAUUUUAUAUUAUUAUUUUUAUAAAAAAUUAAUAUAAAAUAUUAACGUGAUUUAAUAAUAAAAAAAAAUGGUAAAAGAAAAUGAGAGAGCAUGAGAAGGGAAAGGGCAGAUAAGCUGGAUCCGAGGUUUUGCCCAUUUUUUUGGUAGUCUCUGACACCCGGUCGUGUCGGGUCACGUGACGCAAGUGGACAAGACGGGCCAGUUGAGUUGUUUUUGUCAUUUUGCCCACUGUAAAUUUCAGCUCGGUUUCGAAAUUGUAGUCAAAAUUGUAGUAAGUAAUAAUUAGUUCCUCACAUGGGGAGAGAUUCA